This is a messenger RNA of Solanum pennellii, 3393 nucleotides long. Its product is annotated as receptor-like protein 54. The record is from RefSeq and is a predicted model, not a curated record. The transcript is spliced from 3 exons. The coding region runs from base 361 to 3267 and encodes 968 amino acids. Gene Ontology annotation, molecular function: protein binding. NCBI's taxonomy places the organism in Eukaryota, Viridiplantae, Streptophyta, Magnoliopsida, Solanales, Solanaceae.
UUGGUUUCCUCUCAAUGUCUUGAUGAUCAAAAGUCAUUGUUGCUGCAGUUGAAGGGCAGCUUCCAAUAUGAUUCUACUUUGUCAAAUAAAUUGGCAAGAUGGAACCACAACACAAGUGAAUGUUGCAAUUGGAAUGGGGUUACAUGUGACCUCUCUGGUCAUGUGAUUGCCUUGGAACUGGAUGAUGAGAAAAUUUCAAGUGGAAUUGAGAAUGCAAGUGCUCUUUUCAGUCUUCAGUAUCUUGAGAGGCUAAAUUUGGCUUACAACAAGUUCAAUGUUGGCAUACCAGUUGGUAUAGGCAACCUCACCAACUUGACGUACCUGAAUUUAUCCAAUGCCGGUUUUGUUGGCCAAAUUCCUAUGAUGUUAUCAAGGUUAACAAGGCUAGUUACUCUUGAUCUCUCAACUCUUUUCCCUGACUUUGCCCAGCCACUAAAACUAGAGAAUCCCAAUUUGAGUCAUUUCAUUGAGAACUCAACAGAGCUUAGAGAGCUUUACCUUGAUGGGGUUGAUCUCUCAGCUCAGAGGACUGAGUGGUGUCAAUCUUUAUCUUCAUAUUUGCCUAACUUGACUGUCUUGAGCUUGCGUACUUCUCGAAUUUCAGGCCCUAUUGAUGAAUCACUUUCUAAGCUUCACUUUCUCUCUUUCAUCCGUCUUGACCAGAACAAUCUCUCUACCACAGUUCCUGAAUACUUUGCCAAUUUCUCGAACUUGACUACCUUGACCCUCUCCUCUUGUAAUCUGCAAGGAACAUUUCCUGAAAGAAUCUUUCAGGUACCAGUCUUAGAGUUUUUGGACUUGUCAAAUAACAAAUUGCUUAGUGGUAGUAUUCCGAUUUUUCCUCAAAUUGGAUCAUUGAGGACGAUAUCACUAAGCUACACCAAGUUUUCUGGUUCAUUACCAGACACCAUUUCGAACCUUCAAAACCUAUCCAGGUUAGAGCUCUCCAACUGCAAUUUCAGUGAACCAAUACCUUCUACACUGGCGAACCUUACCAAUCUUGUUUAUUUAGAUUUCUCCUUCAACAAUUUCACUGGUUCCCUCCCAUAUUUCCAAGGGGCCAAGAAACUCAUCUACUUGGACCUUUCACGUAAUGGUCUAACUGGUCUCUUGUCUAGAGCUCAUUUUGAAGGACUCUCAGAGCUUGUCCACAUUAAUUUAGGGAACAAUUCACUCAACGGGAGCCUUCCUGCAUAUAUAUUUGAGCUCCCCUCGUUGCAGCAGCUUUUUCUUUACAGCAAUCAAUUUGUUGGCCAAGUCGACGAAUUCCGCAACGCAUCCUCCUCUCCGUUGGAUACAGUUGACUUGAGAAACAACCACCUGAAUGGAUCGAUUCCGAAGUCCAUGUUUGAAAUUGAAAGGCUUAAGGUGCUCUCACUUUCUUCCAACUUCUUUAGAGGGACAGUGCCCCUUGACCUCAUUGGGAGGCUGAGCAACCUUUCAAGACUGGAGCUUUCUUACAAUAACUUGACUGUUGAUGCAAGUAGCAGCAAUUCAACCUCUUACACAUUUCCCCAGUUGAACAUAUUGAAAUUAGCGUCUUGUCGGCUGCAAAAGUUCCCCGAUCUCAAGAAUCAGUCAAGGAUGAUGCACUUAGACCUUUCAGACAACCAAAUAUUGGGGGCAAUACCAAAUUGGAUCUGGGGAAUUGGUGGUGGAGGUCUUGCCCACCUGAAUCUUUCAUUCAAUCAGCUGGAGUACGUGGAACAGCCUUACACUGCUUCCAGCAAUCUUGUAGUCCUUGAUUUGCAUUCCAACAGUUUAAAAGAUAUUGGAAGAUCUCUUGGUUUUGCCUCCUUUUUCUCGGUAGCAAACAAUAGCAUCACUGGAAUAAUUCCUGAAUCCAUAUGCAACGUCAGCUACCUUCAAGUUCUUGAUUUCUCUAACAAUGCCUUGAGUGGAACAAUACCACCAUGUCUACUGGAAUAUAGUACAAAACUUGGAGUGCUGAAUCUAGGGAACAAUAGACUCCAUGGUGUUAUACCAGAUUCAUUUCCAAUUGGUUGUGCUCUAAUAACUUUAGACCUCAGCAGGAAUAUCUUUGAAGGGAAGCUACCAAAAUCGCUUGUCAACUGCACGUUGUUGGAGGUCCUGAAUGUUGGAAAUAACAGUCUUGUUGAUCGUUUCCCAUGCAUGUUGAGGAACUCAACCAGCCUGAAGGUCCUAGUCUUGCGCUCCAAUAAAUUCAAAGGAAAUCUUACGUGUAAUAUAACCAAACAUAGCUGGAAGAAUCUCCAGAUCAUAGAUAUAGCUUCCAACAAUUUUAAUGGUAUGUUGAAUGCAGAAUGCUUUACAAAUUGGAGAGGAAUGAUGGUUGCAAAAGAUUACGUGGAGACAGGACGCAAUCAUAUCCAGUAUGAGUUCUUACAACUAAGUAACUUGUACUAUCAGGAUACAGUGACAUUAACCAUCAAAGGCAUGGAGCUGGAGCUUGUGAAGAUUCUUAGGGUCUUCACAUCUAUUGAUUUCUCUUCCAAUAGAUUUCAAGGAAAGAUACCAGAUACUGUUGGGGAUCUUAGCUCACUUUAUGUUUUGAACCUGUCACACAAUGCCCUCGAGGGACCAAUUCCAAAAUCAAUUGGGAAGCUACAAAUGCUUGAAUCACUAGACCUGUCAAGAAACCACCUGUCCGGGGAGAUCCCCUCAGAGCUUUCAAGUCUCACAUUCUUAGCAGUUUUGAACUUAUCAUUCAACAAUUUGUUUGGAAAAAUCCCUCAAAGUAAUCAAUUUGAAACAUUCUCAGCAGAAUCCUUUGAAGGAAAUAGAGGCCUAUGCGGGCUCCCUCUUAACGUCACUUGCAAAAGCGAUACUUCAGAGUUGAAACCAGCACCAAGUUCUCAAGAUGACUCUUAUGAUUGGCAGUUCAUAUUUACGGGUGUGGGAUAUGGAGUAGGGGCAGCAAUCUCCAUUGCACCUCUGUUGUUUUACAAGCAAGGAAACAAAUACUUUGACAAACAUUUGGAGAGAAUGCUUAAACUGAUGUUUCCUAGAUACUGGUUCAGUUACACCAGAUUUGACCCUGGGAAGGUUGUGGCUGUGGAACACUAUGAAGAUGAGACCCCAGAUGACACCGAAGAUGACGAUGAGGGGGGAAAAGAAGCAUCUCUUGGGCGUUAUUGUGUCUUCUGUAGUAAACUUGAUUUUCAGAAAAAGGAAGCAAUGCAUGAUCCAAAAUGCACUUGUCAUAUGUCAUCAUCCCCCAAUUCUUUUCCUCCUACGCCGUCCUCUUCUUCACCUUUAUUAGUCAUAUAUCACAAAAAGUUUUGAUUCUUAAGCUUCUUCAUAUCUGCACAUUUGUAAUCUGUAUAUAGUUACAGGUAGCACAGGAUUGAUCCAAAGCAAAUUAAUGUCUCUUUUGAAGUCAUUUAUUAAUUAUCAUCUGUUAUUGUUCAA